Ipomoea triloba (trilobed morning glory) is the source of this 1108-nucleotide messenger RNA. Its product is annotated as eukaryotic translation initiation factor 2 subunit beta-like. The record is from RefSeq and is a predicted model, not a curated record. Gene Ontology annotation, molecular function: translation initiation factor activity; translation initiation factor binding; mRNA binding. Bases 126 to 935 code for a protein of 269 amino acids. Gene Ontology annotation, cellular component: eukaryotic translation initiation factor 2 complex. The transcript has 10 exons. Lineage: Eukaryota; Viridiplantae; Streptophyta; Magnoliopsida; Solanales; Convolvulaceae. Gene Ontology annotation, biological process: translational initiation; formation of translation preinitiation complex; formation of cytoplasmic translation initiation complex.
CGACAAUAAGUUUACCAGGGAAUACCAGCUUCUAGCAGCGCAGCAGGAGAGUGUUUAUCGUUGGCCGGCGGCGAAGAACUGUCUCAACGCAGAUUAACGUGUUCGACUAGUAAUCUGGUAUAAUCAUGGCUGAAGAGGAAAAUCAAACUGCGAUGAAGGAAGAACUGGGAGAAGUUAUUGCUCCGUUUGAUCCUACCAAAAAGAAGAAAAAGAAGAAGGUUACAAUUGUAGAUGCCGCAGAUGAUCCUGUUGAUAGCUUGGCUGAGAAAACUGAAAACUUGUCAGUUUCAGAGGGUCUUGAGACCACAUUUUCUGGUAAGAAGAAGAAGAAGAAGCAGGUACACACUGAUCUAUUGAAUGACGAUCAGGAAAAUGCAGGGGAAGAUAUGGAUGAUCACUUUGAAGAUGAUGAUGAAGCAGAAGGAAUUGUUCUCCAACAGCUCCCAUGGGAAGGAAGUGACAGGGAUUAUGAAUAUGAGGAGCUUUUGGGACGAGUAUUCAAUAUCCUUCGUGAGAAUAAUCCAGAACUUGCAGGGGAUAGACGCAGAACAGUGAUGAGGCCUCCUCAAGUUCUUCGUGAAGGAACAAAGAAAACUGUUUUUGUGAACUUCAUGGAUCUUUGCAAGACGAUGCAUAGGCAGCCAGAGCAUGUCAUGGCUUUCUUGUUGGCCGAAAUGGGGACAAGUGGAUCCCUUGAUGGGCAGCAACGUGUAGUUGUCAAGGGAAGAUUUGCUCCAAAGAAUUUUGAAGGGAUCCUGCGACGAUACGUCAAUGAGUAUGUGAUCUGUAACGGCUGCAAAAGUCCAGAUACCAUUCUUUCAAAGGAGAACCGGUUGUUUUUCCUCAGAUGUGAGAAGUGUGGUUCUGGAAGAUCAGUUGCCCCCAUCAAAGCUGGUUUUGUUGCACGUGUUGGACGUCGAAAGGCUGGUACCUAAGCCAACAUUUUUGUUUUCACAUUGUCUAGUGUUGCCUCUAUGUAACUUUGUGCUAUGUUGACCUUUAAAGUUUACACAACCUAGUUUUGAAGUUCAAGCAGACUCUUUAUUAUAGUUGAAAGACGUAUGAAUUUGGACUUACUUUCAUAUGAAAAUGAGAUUGUUGAGGGCCA